Messenger RNA from Castor canadensis (American beaver), 4944 nucleotides. RefSeq names its product thyroid hormone receptor alpha (gene Thra). Gene Ontology annotation, biological process: retinoic acid receptor signaling pathway; thyroid hormone receptor signaling pathway; cell differentiation. Gene Ontology annotation, molecular function: nuclear receptor activity; RNA polymerase II cis-regulatory region sequence-specific DNA binding; zinc ion binding. Lineage: Eukaryota; Metazoa; Chordata; Mammalia; Rodentia; Castoridae. The record is from RefSeq and is a predicted model, not a curated record. Gene Ontology annotation, cellular component: RNA polymerase II transcription regulator complex.
GGCCUGCAGGGAGCAGCCGCGAGCCGGCCGGGCGCGCCGAGCCCGAAGCCCCAGCCGGAGCGGGGCGGGGGAGGGAGGAGCCAGAGCGGCCGCCGCCUCUGCCGGAGGAGCCGCGGGGCCGCCACACUCGCCCCCCGCCCCCCCGCGCUCACUCGCACUCACACCCGGGCGCUGGAGGCGGGCGGCCCGGGCCCCACUGGCCCCCCAUGGACGCCCCCGACCCGGGGCGCUGAGACCCCAGUGUUGCUGCCCAGCCAGGUCUAGCGCGCCACGCCGAGGGAUCUUUGGACAGAGCAAGACUUCAAAGCUACUCUUCUAGCCCCUAGCCCAGGAACCUCCGCAGUCCCAGCUUGCCCUCCAGCUCUCCUAUCUGCCACUCCCUGGCCCCUCCCACCGCCCGCCCCCCUUGGGGUGCAGGGCAUGGUGUGAAAGGCCAAGUGCUGAGGCGGGUACCAUGGGUGCUGUGCCCUAGGGCCUGGGUGGUGGGGGGUGGGUGGCCUGUGGGUGUGCCGGGGGGGCCAGUGUGCCCACCCCAGUCUCUUGGCGUGCUGGAGGGCAUCCUGGAUGGAAUUGAAGUGAAUGGAACAGAAGCCAAGCAAGGUGGAGUGUGGGUCAGACCCAGAGGAGAACAGUGCCAGGUCACCAGAUGGAAAGCGAAAAAGAAAGAACGGCCAAUGUUCCCUGAAAACCAGUAUGUCAGGGUAUAUCCCUAGUUACCUGGACAAAGACGAGCAGUGUGUCGUGUGUGGGGACAAGGCAACCGGUUAUCACUACCGCUGUAUCACUUGUGAGGGCUGCAAGGGCUUCUUUCGCCGCACAAUCCAGAAGAACCUUCAUCCCACCUAUUCCUGCAAAUAUGACAGCUGCUGUGUCAUUGACAAGAUCACCCGUAAUCAGUGCCAGCUGUGCCGCUUCAAGAAGUGCAUCGCCGUGGGCAUGGCCAUGGACUUGGUUCUAGAUGACUCGAAGCGGGUGGCCAAGCGCAAGCUGAUUGAGCAGAACCGGGAGCGGCGGCGGAAGGAGGAGAUGAUCCGAUCACUGCAGCAGCGACCAGAGCCCACUCCAGAGGAGUGGGAUCUGAUCCAUGUUGCCACAGAGGCCCAUCGCAGCACCAAUGCCCAGGGCAGCCAUUGGAAGCAGAGGCGAAAAUUCCUGCCUGACGACAUUGGCCAGUCACCCAUCGUCUCCAUGCCAGAUGGAGACAAGGUAGACCUAGAGGCCUUCAGUGAGUUUACCAAGAUCAUCACCCCAGCCAUCACACGUGUGGUGGACUUUGCCAAAAAACUGCCCAUGUUCUCCGAGCUGCCUUGCGAAGACCAGAUCAUCCUCUUGAAGGGGUGCUGCAUGGAGAUCAUGUCCCUGCGGGCGGCUGUCCGCUAUGACCCGGAGAGUGAUACCCUGACAUUGAGUGGGGAAAUGGCUGUCAAGCGGGAGCAGCUUAAGAAUGGUGGCCUGGGCGUAGUCUCUGACGCCAUUUUUGAACUGGGCAAGUCACUUUCUGCCUUUAACCUGGAUGACACGGAAGUGGCUCUGCUACAGGCUGUGCUGCUAAUGUCAACAGACCGCUCGGGCCUGCUGUGUGUGGACAAGAUUGAGAAGAGUCAGGAGGCGUACCUGCUGGCAUUCGAGCACUACGUCAACCACCGCAAACACAACAUUCCGCACUUCUGGCCCAAGCUGCUGAUGAAGGUGACUGACCUCCGCAUGAUCGGGGCCUGCCACGCCAGCCGCUUCCUCCACAUGAAAGUCGAGUGCCCCACCGAACUCUUCCCCCCACUCUUCCUGGAGGUCUUUGAGGAUCAGGAAGUCUAAAGCCUCAGGAGGCCAGAGGGUGUGCGGAGCUGGUGGGGAGGAGCCUGGAGAGACGGGGCAGAGCUGGGGGCUGAGGGAGACCCCCCCCACAUACCUCUUCUCUCCUUCCUCCCAUCCUUGGAUAGAUGCAGCUCCCACACACCCCUGCACUGCCCAAGUCCCCCUCAGAACCUCCAGCCCUGGGACAGGGCAUACAAAUGAACUUGUUAUGAAAGGACAGUGUGGGAGGCUGGGACCUAUGUCCUGCAGUUUCCAAGACCCCGUCCUCUAAAAAGAUAGGGGCAGGGAGGAAGAAUAAAGAGGGACAAGCCAUCUUGACUGUAGGGAAAGGAGGAAUGAGGGAUGGGGGCAGAUGCCCUCAUUCACCCCCUACACACACACAAGAGAGCCCCUGCCCAGUUCCUUGGCCUAGGUUUCCCCUCCAGGCUAAGGGCGUCUACUUCCCCAGAUGUCUGGGUGCAAAAGAUGGCUUGGCUUGGCUCCUCCCCUGGAGGCUAAAAAUGAUAGUCAUCCUAACUGCACUUUGGAAACCAAGCAAGGGGAGAAGAUAAAUGAAGAAAAACUAGACAGAGGGGGGGAAAAAAAGACAAAAAAAGAGAGAGAAUGAUAGAGAGAGAUGAUAUUAAGUUAUUAGCUGAGGCUGGCCAGAGGGGAAGGCCCUCCCCUUCCCACCCCCAUGCACUUUGAUAGCUGCCCUUCCUCCCUCCAAAUCAGAGAAGAAUGCCCCCCAGCAGACCCCCAAGGGUAGGGCUGCCGAUCAGAGCUGUGAGUUGACACAACAGGGUUCUGGCACCCCCUUGCCUUGCCCCUACCCUGUGCCCCUUUGGCACCCCCCCACCCUAGUACUUCCUCUGCCCUCUGCCACUCGUGCCCGCUGAGUUCCAUCUACCUCUCACGCUGGAUGCCAGCUGGCCCCUCACCAGCCUGCCCUGCUGCCCACACAGCUCCCCUUUCAAGUGCCCAACCGCAGGGGCCUCCCUGUCCCCCUCCUCCCACACCUUGGCACCCACACAGGAAAAAUUGUGGCCCAGCCUCCUUCCCUCCCCAUCCUGCAGCAUUAGCUACAAUCCAGAUGCUGCUGCGUGGGGGAGGGGCUGUGCGUGAGCAUCUCCCAGAGCCUCUACCCUGUAGGACUGUUUCCCUGUUUCCUGUCUGUCUUCUUGGUUCCCUCUGACCUCUGUCCUCCAUCUUCCCCACCCCCAUUCAAUGCACUAACCCAGACUCGGGGUGGGUGGGCACAUAAUGGGGAUGUUUCCAUCAGUGGCACUUAGUUGGGGCCCCAGGGGAGGAGGAAGUUGGUGCUCCUCCUAUUUUCUUUGAAGCUCUUCAGGCCAGCUGCCCCUCUGCCCCUGGGACCCCUUUUCCCUCCUCUUUUCUCUAAUUCAGGGACUUUGGCUUGAGCCACCUCUCACUCUCUGGGGAGGAGUGCUCUGUUGGUCUGCACUUGGGUGAGCUGCCCUCCUCCUCCUCCUCCUCUUCUUCCUCCUCCCUUUGGCUACAGCCUACCCUCAGGGGAGAGAGGGAGGGAAGAGAAGGAGGGACACAACAGACCAGAGGGCCCUGGCCUCAGGGCUGCAUGUCGGCAGGGAUGGAUGGGUGGACAUAUAUGCCCCCGGAAGCCAUGGGGAAUGGGGCAGGGGGUGGGGGAAGGGUGCCAGGGCUUCCUGCGCUUUGCACUAUUGGGGCAAAAAUGUCUUAAGCAGUGGGGAACCUGCCACCCCACUCUGACCCUCAGCCUGCCACAGCCCCCUACUUAGACACACACACACACACACACACACACACACACCAACCACACACACACACACCACACACACGGCAAUGCUGCCUGACAGGGCAGUGUCCUUCACUGUUCAGGUGUUACCACCCAGUGGAGGGCCCAAAGGAGCAUCUUUGUCACCUGUGUGUGUGCCUGCCCCUCUCCUCUUCCCCUCUACCCUUGGGCCACCUGUGCUAUCUUUGUCUGUCUCUAUUCUUUCUCUCUCUCUCUCCUGGAGUACUGAUUCCUGUAUUCCACCAGUCCCAUGGGUAAACCCUCUCAGAACUUCCUCCCACACCUGGGGACCCAGUGAAGUUCCUGACCCCUGCCUGCAGUUUCCCACCUUUCUCCAGCCCCACCCCUGCCCCUCCAACCCCAUUCUCAGCCAUGGACUUUGCCUGUUAUAGGCACUUGGGAAUCCCCCCACCAUCCCCAAUCAAAUGAGCUGUGAUCCUCCAACCCCUCAGCCCCUCCCCUCUACUUGGUGACGUGGGGUGUAUGUGUGCAGUUUCUCUGGGUGAAUGUGUGAGUGAGUACAUGUGGUGGGGGAGGAGCCAGGGAGACUCAGGAGUGCCACGCACCUGCUCUAGAGGCAGCUGUCCCAGUCCCUGCUGUGGAAGUGGGGGACAGGGCCCUCUCCUGGGGGCCAUUGGUGCUAAUGGGGGGAUGGCCUUGGCGUGGGUGCUUAGCAUGCCUCCCCCGGUGUUGGCCCAGGGCACUACGGCAGGCAGGGUGGGGCAGCAGGUGCAGUAUUGGUGGGAGGAUGGAUUGCUGGGAAUAGGUUGAGGGAGCCAGGCUAGGACAAGGGGGUGCCAGAGCCAUGACCACUACCCCGCCCCCACCACCCGCCUCUCCAUCUCAGUAUUCCCCCUCCCAUCACUUAUAACACACAUACCUCAUCCAGCCCCUCCCUGCUCAGACUUGGGGAGGGUGGGGGAGGAGGAGCCCCUACCCCUUCCCCCCCCCCCGGGGGGGCGGGUCUGCAGGGUUGGGAGAGGGCAGGGCGUGUGACACAGACACCGUCUGGUAAGGGGGACAGUACUUCCUGCCCUGGGAACUCCUGGGUGGGGGAGGGGGACACUGCCCAGAGGCGCUACUGAAUGUAUGAGAAGCUGGUGCUGGGGUGGGGGGAGGGGGGUUGUGGCCAGAAACAGGGAAGGAGGUAGGUCCCUUCCCCAGGGAGGGGUGGGACCGGUAGGGGUGACUUGCGGGGCUCCUACUCCUGCCCCACGUUGACAAUCAGUAUGUCUGUUAUGUGCGAUUUUUCACCCCGUUGUGUUUUGGGUCAGGAUUUUAAAGAAAGAUAUUUUUAUGGUAAUUGUUGCUCGUCUAUUUUACUAUAUAUUUAUGUAAUAAAUAUAUGAUGAAAAUAA